Messenger RNA from Acanthocheilonema viteae, 1293 nucleotides. The record is from the annotation of a GenBank genome assembly. NCBI's taxonomy places the organism in Eukaryota, Metazoa, Nematoda, Chromadorea, Rhabditida, Onchocercidae.
AUGGCAAUUAUAAUUCAGAGCGAAGAUGAAUUUGCUAAUUAUAAACAACUGGAAUAUUCGAUACCAUUUCAGGGUUAUCGACGAUGCGUUGCAUUUGCUUAUAUUGGUGUUAAUGCCGUUGGAUUUGCUGCAAAUUUUUGGGUGUUAUAUACCGUUGCACCGUUACUUUUUUCGGCUACUGUUAAAGUACCAAAAAGUAUUUUAUUUUAUAUUAUAACACUAUGCAUUUCCGAUUUGAUGAUUAUGAUUGGUAGCACAUUCUCGUGUGUGGCAUAUCUUGUCUUUGAAGCAAUGAAUAAGUUUGUUGCACCGGUAAUUGUGGUAUUGAUCAGUCGAACAUGUUACGUAACGAUAUGUCUCGAUCCAAAAAGUCGACGAAUAGCUGCUAGUUUGAAAGUCUUACUUUUCAUUUACCAAUAUGCAAUAGCACAAGUAAUUGCAUCGAUGGCGCUUGUAAUGAUAAUGUUAUGGCCUCUUUUUGUAUAUAGCCAAGUAUCAACGCUUUAUUUCAAUGCUAAUAUUACCCAAAGAACUGUCAAUGUACUAAGGAAAUGUACUUUCAUGCCACCAUCCGAGAUUGAACUCGGCUUUGGUAUUGUAUCGUGCAUUGCUAGCUAUGCUAUACCGUUAGGCGGUAUGAUCUAUUGGUAUGUUUCAGUGCCAUUCUUCUUGAAGCGGCAUGCCGGUAAUUCACUAGCUUCUAGCAAUUGCAAUGCCGCUCCAUUACGUCGACUUAUAGCAACGGUAUUAGUGCUUACAGCAGUUUAUAUAUCCUGUUGGUCACCUUAUUGGCUAAGUAUUUUUGCGCACAAAUUUAUAAGUAGGAUGAGUCGAACUGUUGUAAUAGCAUCAUACUACAUUCAUUUGUUACCGUAUAUAAGUUGUUCCGCAUAUCCGGUAAUAUUUACACUUUUGAAUCGGCGCAUUAAAAUGGCUCGUGCUCAAAUGCAUUGGCAUCAGAAGCGUAGGAAAUUCACUCUUACCGAAUCAUCGCAUGUCACCGAGCAUUAUUCGACCGAACCAACAACAACCUUUGGGAUUUUAAAGAUUCUGCGUUUUUGUAUUCAAUUUCUUCCAAAUUUCACAUACCAAAGUAUGACCAAAUUACAUUCCAAAAAUAGGCGCCAUUCAACAACAGAUCAAUAUAUUGAGAAAGAAAUGGAAUACCCAACGAAAAAUUCAAUGAAAUCAACGAAUGCAGUACAGCUCACUGAUGCUGCAGCACAUCGUUAUUCCGGUGAGCAGCAAUCAUUGGAAUUGAUUGAAAUGCAAGAAGAUGAUUUCCUCUUGUAA